Oncorhynchus masou masou (cherry salmon) is the source of this 2120-nucleotide messenger RNA. RefSeq names its product suppressor of tumorigenicity 14 protein-like. The transcript has 5 exons. Lineage: Eukaryota; Metazoa; Chordata; Actinopteri; Salmoniformes; Salmonidae. Gene Ontology annotation, biological process: proteolysis. The record is from RefSeq and is a predicted model, not a curated record. Bases 36 to 833 code for a protein of 265 amino acids. Gene Ontology annotation, molecular function: serine-type endopeptidase activity.
CAACAAGUGUACCAACAAGGAGAACCCUGAGUGUGAUGGAACACCUGGACUGUGAGGACAAAUCAGAUGAGGCCAACUGUGAUUGUGGGCGGAGCCUGUUUAAAACUAGCCGUAUCGUGGGUGGACAGGACGCAGAAGAAGGGGAGUUCCCGUGGCAGGUCAGCCUCCACAUUAAGAACAGUGGUCACGUGUGUGGUGCUUCCAUCAUCAGCCAGCGCUGGCUGGUUACUGCUGCUCACUGUGUACAGGAUGACGCCAAGACCAGGUAUUCCCAGCCAGGUGUAUGGGAGGCGUACCUAGGCCUUCACGUCCAGAAGCAGAACAGUAAGAACGUUCAGAAGAGGAACCUGCGUCAGGUGAUCUCCCACCCGUACUACAAUGCCUAUACCUUCGACAACGACAUCGCUCUGAUGGAGCUAGACAGCCCUGUGACCUUUUCUGAUUACAUCAGACCCAUCUGUCUGCCCUCCCCACAACACACCUUCCCCCAGGGUAACUCUGUCUGGAUCACAGGAUGGGGCGCCACACGAGAAGGAGGCUCUGGUGCAUCCGUCCUGCAGAAGGCCCAGGUCCGUAUCAUCAACAGUACUGUGUGUAAUCGGCUGAUGGGAGGACAGAUCACCUCCAGGAUGACGUGUGCUGGUGUGCUGACUGGAGGUGUGGACGCAUGUCAGGGGGAUUCUGGCGGGCCUCUGUCCAGUCCUGGUACUAGUCGUAUGUUCCUGGCUGGAGUGGUGAGUUGGGGUGACGGCUGUGCCCGUAGGGACAAGCCUGGGAUCUACAGCACCGUCACCAAGUUCAGGGGCUGGAUCAAGGAGAAGACCGGCGUGUAACAGGACUCGGGGAAACGACUAGGAAUGAUGAGGACAACCGGCCGAUGAACACGCCAGUACUGUACAGAUUACUGGUUCGCCGGGACUCGCCCUCUACCCUCCUCCGCUCCCUUCCAUUAUCCAGGAGUGGUGAACUAUUUUACACGCUUUGAUCUCAGGCCUCACAAUGCACUCCCUUUCAUAUCGAUGGACUAUGGACCGUUGGUUGGGUUUCUCUGUUGAAAGGCAGAUGCCUUAAUGUCUAAAUGUUUAUUAUAAUGACUGGUGUCUGAAUGUGUAUUUUUGUUAUGAGGAGGAAUAGGUGGUUUUGUGGUGAAAGUGUUUUUAAGAAUUGUAAAUAAUGUCAAAUUUUGUGCGUUUUUAAAAAAAAUUUUUUUUUAGAUAUAUUAGUUUUGCCCAUUGCAAUCAGUCAUUUGGAUUGGAUACACACAACAUUUUCUGGUACGUUUUGCAUAGGUAGGAUUUGGGCCAUUUUUAAGGUGUAACUGUAGAAAAACUGUUACAUGCGCGUACACAAGGAGACGAUGUGUUCCGUUGCUUGUUUUGUCAUUGGAUUUGAAUCGUUUCCCCAUAGGUUUUGUUUUCUCGUCAUCUUUUAGAACGGUCUCUUAAAUGUGAAUUCAGACUCUUUUACUUGUUGCCCUUGUACUCAUGAAGGGGGGUGGGGUUUGCAUUCCAAAUGGCGCCAUAUUCCCUAUGAAGUGUACUACUUUUGACCAGGAUCCAUAAGGGCUCUGUUUUGUUAAAGGUGGUACACUAUGUAUGGAAUGGGGUGCCAUUUGGAACACAGGGCUCAAACAGACGGGAUGGAGCUGGGGUCAGACGGGAUGGAGCUGGGGUCAGACGGGAUGGAGCUGGGGUCAGACGGGAUGGAGCUGGGGUCACUAUCUACUAUGAUUUGGUGUUUGACGCAAUAGUUUUUUGUUGAAAUACCAGGAAGUUCUGAUGCGACAUGAUGAUGAAUAACUUUUAUUUUUUUAAAUGUGAUUUAUUCCUUGAUGCUCUUCUUUUUUUUCUCCUCCCAACUUUAUUUUUCAUUUAAUUUGGGUCCGACGUCAACGCUUUUACAUCAGAAUAAAGCUUCAUUAGAGAUCGUCUGUUCGGUUAGCAUUGUGCAUAGAAAUACAUUGAUUUCACAACAUCUUUUUUGAGGACAUGUACAAAUGAUCGAAUUUAACUUAGAAAUUAAAACAUUAUCCAGCAUUUAUCAAAUCAACCACUUACUGUAAUUGUUUUUUAUAUAUAAGUGUUUAAAAUAAAUAUGAACGACCAAACUUUUGUAUUUUC